GCUGGCGGCCGGAGGCGGCACCGGUGAGGGGACCCGCGGCCGUGGCGAGAACGCGCCCAGCCCCGCCGCGAUGCCCCCGCGCCCAAGACGCCUCCUCCCGCUGCUGGCCCGGCUGCCGGCCUUCACCACGCUACUACUGCUGCUCGGCAAUGGCGGCGGCGGCGGGCGCUGGGGCGCCCGGGCCCAGGAACCGGCAGCGGAUGGCUCCCCCGCGGCCGGCAGCGGAGACCGGCAGGACCCGCACGCCAAGCACCUGUACACGGCCGACAUGUUCGCGCACGGGAUCCAGAGCGCCCCGCACUUCAUCAUGUUCUUCGCGCCUUGGUGUGGACACUGCCAGCGGCUGCAGCCAACUUGGAAUGACCUGGGAGACAAAUACAACAGCAUGGAGGAUGCCAAGGUCUAUGUGGCUAAAGUGGACUGCACGGUCAACUCGGAUGUGUGUUCUGCCCAGGGCGUGCGGGGAUACCCCACCCUAAAGUUUUUUAAGCCCGGCCAAGAACCAGUGAAGUACCAAGGUCCGGACUUCCAGGCACUGGAAAACUGGAUGCUGCAGACUCUGAAUGAAGAGCCGGCUACACUAGAGCCCGAAGUAGAACCACCCAAAGCCCCUGAACUCAAGCAGGGCUUGUAUGAGCUCUCAGCCAGCAACUUUGAGCAGCACAUUGCACAAGGCAACCACUUUAUCAAGUUCUUCGCUCCAUGGUGUGGUCAUUGCAAAGCUCUGGCCCCGACCUGGGAGCAGCUGGCUCUGGGCCUUGAACAUUCCGAAGCUGUCAAGAUUGGCAAGGUCGACUGUACACAGCACUACGGACUUUGCUCUGAAAACCAGGUCCGGGGCUAUCCAACCCUGCUCUGGUUCCGAGAUGGUAAGAAGGUCGAUCAGUACAAGGGAAAGCGUGACUUGGAGUCACUGAAAGACUAUGUGGAGUCACAGCUGCAGGGUCCAGAGACGGGAGCCCCAGAGACCAUCCAGCCCUCAGAGGCCCCAGUGCUAGCUGCUGAGCCUACAGGCGACAAGGGCACUGUGCUGGCACUCACUGAAAAGAACUUCGAUGACACCAUUGCAGAGGGAAUAACCUUUAUCAAGUUCUAUGCUCCAUGGUGUGGCCAUUGUAAGAAUCUGGCUCCUACUUGGGAGGAACUCUCCAAAAAGGACUUCCCUGGUUUGGCAGAGGUCAAGAUUGCUGAAGUAGACUGCACAGCUGAGAGGAAUAUUUGCAGCAAGUACUCGGUACGAGGCUAUCCCACAUUGUUGCUUUUCCGAGGAGGUGAAAAAAUCAAUGAACACAGUGGAGGUAGAGACCUUGACUCCUUACACCACUUUGUUCUACACCAGGCAAAGGAUGAACUAUAGCAAUCCUGGUGGAAGAAGUCACCUGUCCUGCCUGGUCUCCUCUACGCAGCGUAUAGGAGUCACAUCGUAUGGAUGUCUGAAUAUCAAAGGGUGGCUAUUCAGAAAGCUGAAUGUACCAAACUUGUGGUGUCUUCUAUGUGUGUGUUUAAGCCAACACACUACGGAUUCUCUAAGUUUCUCUAAGUAAAUGUGUAACUCAUGGUCACUGUGCAAACUAAAUGUUUUCAGUGGCAAUCCAUCCCUUAACCUUCUCUUGACAAAAUUAAAUGGUUUCCUUUGAGACUAAAAUAGAGUGGAGGAAAAUCAAAUUGCUGGACUAUGUUUGGCUUCUGGGUGAUUUUGGCAAAAGCAUCAUCCAGAAGCAUCAUUUUGAUCUGCCUGAGUUUUCAAAACGUGGUCUGUGGCCACCUUUGAUAUUCCUUUCAGCCAAAGGUCACAAUUGACUUAAUAAUGUGAUCAGGCUAUAAUUUAGAGGUUUCAAAACAAAAACUCACACCCUCUGGAAGAAACCUUCCUGGCCACUGCUUGGCUUCAGUUUCUGUCAGUAAUUCUCUCCUGGAGAGGUUAGCCAUAAUGAAAGCAGCUGUACUUCUGAUGUGCGCUUCAGUAUGGCCACACUGAGGCCAUCGCCUUCUGUGCAUGUUGAUCCUUGUUAGAUCAGGUGUCGUUCAAAGGAUCCUCCUGUUUGUUUCACAUGGGGUGAAAGGUUUCAUUUGCUCAUUAUAUGAACACAAAGCCCAAGUCUAUGUGAACAUUAAGCUGUCUUCCCUAGAAAAUGGUGAGUCGGCACUACCCUGUCACCUUGUAGAAAAAUUCUGGUACUUGCUGCCUGGGAUGACAGGACAAGAUGGCUUUCCAAGGCCUGGGUACUAGGGACACUGUGUAGCUCCACUCUGGGGCCCCCAAUAGAUACUGUUUCUCAUUCUGUUCCUAAAUAGUCCUUUUAGAGAGUCUGCUGUUUGUUGUCUGCCCUGAAGGAGGUCGACCUUCUAAUGUAUGAACAAUGGAAUUCAUUUGAACUCAAGACCAAAGACUGAAUCAGUAGGAUAGCUCCAGCCCUGGUGUGAACAGGUGGGGUUCAUGCUAAAGUCCUUCUACAUCAUGCCACUCUGGUUCUUAAACAUUGUUAACUGUCACCCUUGAAAUAAGCAACUAGAGAGAGGACUAAGCUCAAGACAGGUACCUAUUCAUAAUGACCACUCUGUCCAACACCAUUCAUCUCCCUCCCAAGUGCAAGGUGAUAUCUACAUUUGGCACAAAGCAACUAUGGUAGGACUUUCAAAAACAAGACCACUUCUUUCUGAGGCAGAAGGUAACAGAGCAGUGUCUUGGCCAGCUUCUGCCUUAAAAGAAAUCUUUAUUAAUCACAUGUAGUUCACAGAUGGUCUUGAAGAAAAUCCAGCUUUCUAGAGAAGCCUAGCCAUCACAAGUGGCUCCAGCUUUGCAUCAUGAGUCUUGUAUUGAAAGAAAAUCAAAGUGGUACAAUUUGUUUACACUAUUCUUUCUAAAUAAACUC
Castor canadensis (American beaver) is the source of this 2873-nucleotide messenger RNA. RefSeq names its product thioredoxin domain containing 5 (gene Txndc5). Gene Ontology annotation, molecular function: protein disulfide isomerase activity. NCBI's taxonomy places the organism in Eukaryota, Metazoa, Chordata, Mammalia, Rodentia, Castoridae. The record is from RefSeq and is a predicted model, not a curated record. Gene Ontology annotation, cellular component: endoplasmic reticulum. Gene Ontology annotation, biological process: protein folding.